UGAAAACAUCAUUGCCACGUCCGCUGUUGUCAUUUAAUAGUUUAACAUGCUGCUGGGGUUAACUGUGUAUAAACACUUCCAAGCUGUUCACUGAUACAUUCUAAUUAUUUAUAAUUAUUUAUGUUCGACAAUAGGGAUAAAAAAAUCGAGGAUAUCUGUUGCUUUUUGCGAGUCAUUGUCCUUUUAUUUCACGAAGUUGCAUCUGGCUUCACGCGCGUGCAACUUAGAUGUAAACAUGGACAGGCCGGAUGCCACAUUUACUCUUGCUUAUAUGGUAUUUGCUUUGUGCUUUGUUUUUACGCCGAAUGAGUUUCGAUCUGCUGGUUUGACGGUUCAGCACAUGUUCUCAGAGUGGCUGGGCAGUGAAGACAUCACCUUCAUUCAGCACCACAUCCGACGAACAACACUCACGGUGCUCUUCCACUGCUUCCUGCCGCUCGGAUACUACAUAGGAAUGUGUUUUGCAGUUCAAGAACAGAAUCUCAUGUACAUCCAUCAUGCAAGUCAGGGAUGGCAAAUAUACUUUGGACUGUCACUGGCCAUCCAGCUUUUGAGUUGUGCACUGGCCUUCUAUUGGUCCAGACGCGGAUGGGCGAAUCACCCGAUAUGUCGAGCGCUCAGCACACACGCUUUGCCGCGCUCCAGCUGGAGGGCCGUGGCAUCGUCCAUCAACACAGAGUUUCGCCGCAUCGAUAAGUUUGCUUCCGGUUCCACGAGCGCGAGGGUGAUCGUCACGGACACCUGGGUGAUGAAGGUCACAACAUACUCCCUGCAUGUUGCCCUGCAUCAGGACUGUCACCUGACCGUCACAGACUCCAAACAUCACAGCCUGUCUCCAGAGUUAAACACGCCGGUGCAAAUCGUCACCAUCACUGUUGCCAGUAUCAAUCCCAGAGUCAAGCCUUUCGACAUAAGGCUGAAGUCCACAGAGUAUGUUGAGCUGCAGGAGAAACUGCACGCACCCAUCAGAAACGCCACCAAUGUUGUCAUCCAUCUGACCAUGAGUGAGCUGUUUUUGGAGACCUUUAAGUCAUACGUGGGGCUGAAUGAAGUGUACAGGUGUCCGAGUGGCCAGGAACUUGAACCAUGUAUUGGAUGUAUGCAAGUCAAUGCCAACGUGAAGCUUGUGCGACUGUGCCAGGGAGACGGCGAGGGCGAGUGCCAGCAGUGCUACUGCCGCCCCAUGUGGUGCCUCACCUGUAUGGGCAAGUGGUUCGCCAGUCGACAGGACCAGCAGCAGCCCGAGACCUGGCUGAGCAGCAGAGUGCCCUGUCCCACCUGCAGGGCCAAGUUCUGCAUCCUCGACGUGUGUCCCAUUCACUGAGGAGUGAAGUGCCUUUACUGAACCUGCUAUUUCUGGGCACUUUUAUGUGCUUUUUCCAAUCCUUUGUGCCUCCAAAACUACGAACAAAUCUAAUGACAGUGAAUCACGCAAACCAUCACAUCAAAGCAAGAAGAAGCAAUAUAUUUGAUUUUUUUUUUUAAACAUUUUAUUUACAAUUAGACAGAUUCACCCUCCAUUUCUCAUUGCAAUAGUGCCAAAUUCUCACUUUUAUUACUGUAUGGGCAACUAAAUAUAUUAUUUUUUAUGUAUGUAUAUACCAUCAUUGUAAUACUUGUUGCAAUGAUUUUACAGUAUAUUUAUUUCUCUGGAGGUAAUGUGCCUAAGGUGUUGAAAAUGUUGUCACAGUUGCAGCACUCAACACUACGGAUGGGUGCCAGGACCUUCAAGCUUAAGUGUAAUGUUACCAAGAUAACGUUUUAGACACAGACAUUAAUGGGAUUUUGUUAAAAUUGCAAAAAUGUGUUGAUAUUGUGCAUUUUGAAAGCAUCAGUAAGAAUGUUGCACCACAGUGUGUUUAUAAAUCAGUGGAGUUACAUUAUAGCUGUAUAAUUUCAAGUUUGUUAAAAAAAUGUGUGAAGAACUUAAUGUUUAAUUAUAAUUAUAAAUAGCUAGCCGUUGGAUUCGAGAAAUAAAUGAAUAGAAUUGACGUAUAGUGUACAAAAUAGUCACAUAAUUUUAUCACAUGCACUUAUGUCAAACUUUGAUAAAUGGAGAAACUUCAUGUAGCUUCAUUGUAAUAAAGUCGGAUGUUUUGGACACAUGAACUUUUUGUUUUCUCUGUCCAUCCUCUGGUGCUCUUAGCAUGGCGGACAAUUUUUUCAAACUAAAUUAUGUCUAUCAUAUCUUAUUGUGAUCCAUUUAUUCACUUUGUGAGCAUGAACUUGAAAAUGAAACUUACAUCAAACUGUCAUAAAUCUUGAAUGUUUGGCAGA
Pimephales promelas (fathead minnow) is the source of this 2277-nucleotide messenger RNA. It is a transcript of the gene tmem129, whose product is annotated as transmembrane protein 129, E3 ubiquitin protein ligase. Gene Ontology annotation, biological process: protein ubiquitination. Gene Ontology annotation, molecular function: ubiquitin protein ligase activity. NCBI's taxonomy places the organism in Eukaryota, Metazoa, Chordata, Actinopteri, Cypriniformes, Leuciscidae. Gene Ontology annotation, cellular component: endoplasmic reticulum; membrane. The record is from RefSeq and is a predicted model, not a curated record.